This is a messenger RNA of Penicillium paradoxum, 390 nucleotides long. Its product is annotated as TOM13-domain-containing protein. Gene Ontology annotation, biological process: protein insertion into mitochondrial outer membrane; mitochondrial outer membrane translocase complex assembly. Gene Ontology annotation, cellular component: mitochondrial outer membrane. The coding region runs from base 1 to 390 and encodes 129 amino acids. The transcript is spliced from 2 exons. Lineage: Eukaryota; Fungi; Ascomycota; Eurotiomycetes; Eurotiales; Aspergillaceae. The record is from RefSeq and is a predicted model, not a curated record.
AUGGCAUCCGACGCCACCUCCACCUCGCCGGCCGAGCUCUAUGAGUCUACCAUGACCGUCCCCUCCGACUCAGAGAUCUACUCCGCAAACCAUGAGAUGUCCUCCUCGGUCCCAUCAACCACAAGCUCGCCCAUAAUCCUGUAUACGCCCCCCAGUGUGUGGGGUCUUUUGCGCGGAGCGGCCAUCAACCUCUUCCUUCCCUUCGUCAACGGACUCAUGCUAGGCUUUGGCGAGCUGUUCGCGCAUGAGGCUGCUUUCCGACUCGGAUGGUCUAACACCAAGAUCUUCCCCAACCACCGCCGGACACACGCAGUGGGCCCUGGUAUCGAGAUGCGGGAGCUUCCUUCGGAGCGGAGACGCUCUGGCCUGAAGGACACUGCUUCCCUUUAA